AUGGCCGGCUACCACACAGACAGCCCGUCACCCUCCGAGGGGACUGAAAAACCAGAUUACCAUGCCCAGCAGCGAGCUCUCUCGCCCGUCGAAGCCACACACGUUGGAGGCACCCAAUUUGAAGAUGGGUCGCGACUCCAUCGGGGGCUCAAGGCUCGUCACAUCACUAUGAUCGCCAUCGGAGGCGCGAUAGGCACUGGCUUGAUUAUCGGUACGGGCCAGGCACUCGCCCGUGCAGGCCCUGGAUCGAUCUUCAUUUCAUACACGGUUGUUGGAUUUGUGGUUUACCUGGUCAUGUGCGCCCUGGGCGAAAUGGCCGCCUGGCUCCCAUUGCCCUCCGGCUUCACUGGCUACGCAAGUCGCUUUUGUGAUCCUGCUCUCGGUUUCGCUCUCGGCUAUACCUACUGGUUCAAAUACAUCAUCGUCACGCCAAAUCAGCUUACGGCUGGCUCGCUCGUCAUACAGUACUGGGUCGACCGGGAUACGGUCAAUCCUGGAGUGUUCAUCGCCAUAUUCUGGGUAGCGAUUGUUUGUAUCAACUACUUCGGCAUCCGCUUUUUCGGGGAGUUCGAAUUCUGGCUUUCGAGCAUCAAAGUCGUCGUCAUCGUUGGAUUGAUCAUCCUGUCCCUGGUCUUGGCCUUGGGAGGCGGACCUGAUCACGACCGCAAAGGAUUCCGGUAUUGGAGCGACCCCGGCGCGUUCGCAGAAUACAUCGACGAGGGCGCCACCGGCCGAUUCCUGGGUUUCUGGUCGACGAUGGUGACGGCGACGUUCGCGUAUCUCGGCAUUGAGCUUGUGGGGGUCACCGCCGGCGAGGCGCAGAACCCCAGGAAGACGAUCCCGCGGGCCAUCAAGCUCACCUUCUACCGGAUCGUGUUCUUCUACUGCCUGUCGGUGCUCCUGCUGGGCAUGCUCGUCCCGUACAACUCGGAGGAACUGGCGUUUGCGACCAAGGCGUCCAGCUCGGCGUCUGCGUCCCCGUUCGUGGUCGCCAUCAAACUGGCGGGCAUCAAGGCGCUCCCCGGCAUCGUCAACGCGUGCAUCCUGCUGUUCGUCUUCUCGGCGUCCAACUCGGACCUCUACAUCGCCAGCCGGACGCUGUACGGCCUGGCCAGCGAGGGGAACGCGCCCGCCAUCUUCCGGCGGACCGACAACCGCGGCGUGCCCCUGUACGCGCUGGGCCUCUCGGCGGCGUUCGCGCUGCUGGCCUUCAUGAACGUGUCGGACGACUCCAAGACCGUCUUCGGCUACUUCGUCAACCUCGUCACCAUCUUCGGCCUGCUCACGUGGAUCUCCAUCCUCGUCACCCACAUCUACUGGGUCCGGGACCGCCGCGCCCAGAACGUCCCGGACACCGCCCUCGCCUACAGGGCCCCGCUCGGCGUGGCCGGGUCCUACGGCGCCCUGUUCAUGUGCAUCCUCAUCGCCAUCACCAAGAACUACAGCGUCUUCGUCCACUCCGACUCCUACGGCGACUUCGACUACAAGAACUUCGUCACGGGGUACUUGGGCAUCCCCCUGUACCUGAUCCUCAUCUUCGGCUACAAGCUGUGGACGAGGUCCAAGGGCGUCAAGCCCCACGAGGCGGACCUGUGGACGGGCAAGGACCUGAUCGACCGCGAGGAGGAGGAAUUCCUCGCGGCGAAGCACGCCAGGGAGGCCGAAAAGGGAGGCAAGCGAGGGGGCAACUGGUUCUACAGAACAUUUGUAUCUUGGCUAUUUUAG
Exophiala spinifera is the source of this 1725-nucleotide messenger RNA. RefSeq lists its product as uncharacterized. Gene Ontology annotation, biological process: amino acid transmembrane transport. NCBI's taxonomy places the organism in Eukaryota, Fungi, Ascomycota, Eurotiomycetes, Chaetothyriales, Herpotrichiellaceae. The transcript is spliced from 5 exons. Gene Ontology annotation, cellular component: membrane. Bases 1 to 1725 code for a protein of 574 amino acids. The record is from RefSeq and is a predicted model, not a curated record. Gene Ontology annotation, molecular function: amino acid transmembrane transporter activity.